Octopus bimaculoides (California two-spot octopus) is the source of this 3708-nucleotide messenger RNA. RefSeq lists its product as uncharacterized. Gene Ontology annotation, biological process: regulation of transcription by RNA polymerase II. Gene Ontology annotation, molecular function: RNA polymerase II cis-regulatory region sequence-specific DNA binding; DNA-binding transcription factor activity, RNA polymerase II-specific. The record is from RefSeq and is a predicted model, not a curated record. Lineage: Eukaryota; Metazoa; Mollusca; Cephalopoda; Octopoda; Octopodidae.
CCUUGGUGGUGAUGUUCUUAAACAGGCAUAAGCAACCUAUGGCACGCACGCCUCUUGGCAAAGAAUAAACCUAAAUUUUUGUUUUUUACUAUAUUUCAGGAAGCGAUAUCAUAAUAAUUAAUAUUCUUGGUUUUAAUUACUAGAGAGCGGUGGGUUUACAGUUGUCAUAUUUCACACCGUACUUCCGUUUCCGUUUCAACAUUUUUGACUUGAAAGAAAGAAUAAACAAUAACGUGUUUUUGUGUUUUCACGGAGAUUUUGAUAUUAAUGGAUGACGUUGGCAUAAAACAACUUUUGUACACUGGAUACAUCUGACAUAUUAAUCAUGUUUUAAAGACCAAAGGAAAAUGUUUUAGAGAGCAGAUUUGCUCUGACUUGAGAUAAAUACCAACAUUUCUUCAUCUCAUUACCUGGUGCUUUUGCAGAAUUUUAGAUAUUGGUAAAAUCAGUUGAUAGCAGCAGAUAUAUUUCUAAGGAAUAAAUUAUAACAAGAAAAAGGAAAUUAUAUGCUGUGGUGAGAGAAGAAAGAUAAGGGGAAAAUUUAUUACUGUGAGAAACUUCAAUGGUUGUGUCUAUUUGUAUCCCUUAGAGAAAUGUCAAAAGAAUUAGUGAACAUAGGAUAUCAUUGUAAAAUAUGUGGUAAAUCAUUCUCUACAUGUAGUAACUUGGUUAAACACAUUCGUGUUCAUACAGGUGAGAAGCCAUUUCACUGUGAUGCCUGUGGUAAAUCAUUCUCUCAAAAUGGUAGCUUAAGUAAACAUAUACGUAUUCAUACAGGAGAGAAACCAUAUCACUGUGAUAUCUGUGGCAAAGCAUUCACUGAGAAUAGCCAGUUAAGCAAUCACAAACGUAUUCACACAGGAGAGAAACCAUAUCACUGUGUGAUCUGUGGUAAAUCAUUCUCUGCAAACAGCGGCUUAACUACACACAAACGUAUUCAUGCAGCAGAAAAGCCAUUUCAAUGUGUUAUCUGUGGUAAAUCAUUCUCAACAAAAGGUAACUUAACUACACACAAACUUAUUCAUACAGGAGAGAGACCAUUUCACUGUGAUGUCUGUAGUAAAUCAUUCUCUGCAAGUAGUGACUUGAUGAAACACAAACGUACUCAUACGGGAGAAAAGCCAUAUAAUUGUGAUAUCUGUGGUAAGUCAUUCUCUGAAAACUCUAGCUUAACUAAACACAAACGUAUUCAUACAGGAGAGAAACCAUAUUCCUGUGACUUCUGUGGUAAAUCAUUCUCUCAGAGAAGUAACUUAAAUACACAUACAUCUCUCCAUGUAAAAGUGUGAUUGUAUCAUUGUCAAAAUUCAUUAGAACACAGUUCCUUACCUUGUUUCAUGGGUGAUGUGAAAGUGUAUAUCGCACAGACUGAAUCGACGUUUGCCGCAAACAAUAUUGCCUCCGAAGACCAACGGCUCCAUGUAUUAUUUGGCGCAAUACCACCGUCUGAUAUAGCCACUGUGAGGGACCUGGUAACCAAACCAUCACAUGAUGCCAUGCAUAGGAGCAUUAAGCAUGAGAUUGUUCGACGCACGUUCUUGUCGGAAGAAAGAAAAUUUCAAACCCUCAUAAAUGAUGAGCACUUGGGCGACCGUAAUCCCUUGCAACUUCUACACCGCAUGAAGGAAUGGGCCCAAAAUGCACCUGCCAAUAGUGCUUUAUUGAAAUUCUUUGUCUUUUCCUGGUUGCCCUCUAACAUUCAAGCCAUCCUAGCCUCUAUAGUGGAGACAACUCCCGUCAAACAAAUAGCCUCCAUCGCCAACAGAAUCAUAGAGACUUCCAGCAGUCCCACCAAGCUGACCACUGUAUACAUCUGCACAGCCAUCAGUAGCAUCGGUUUCCACUGAUAAGGACCUUGCCUUGGCUGCAAGCCUGAAGGCAAUACUUGAAUUAAAGGGAGAGAGUGCAGCUCUUUGCACUUCCAGGUCACGUUCACUCAGAAGGCGUUCUUUCGAUUGAUCUUUCUCACCUUGCUAUCCUUUGUCCCCCACUCAUUCAUCUAUAUGCUGGUAUCAUGCCAAGUUUGGAGCUUCAGCACAUAAGUGUACCCAACCCUGUACUUUUUCUCAACAGGAAAAUGACCAACCAGAAAAUUGAGCAUGGCACAUUCUCUGCAGCAUCCAGCGGUCAACCAUGCAUUUUUUCACCACAGACCCAAACAUCUCCUUGGCACAUUCAACACUAGAUGUGCAUUUCAACCAUGUACACAUUGAUCAUGACCAAUCUACCUUCUCAUCUGCAUUGAUCACUUCACAUUUUGGCUGGAAGCUAUUCCUUUAGUAGACAUCACUGCAGAAUCUGUUGCCAAAGUUUUUCUCACUGGACGGAUUUCAAAGGGUCAGCCUUGUCACACUGUGUCACGCUGAAUAUCCCCGAGAACUACGUUAAGGGUACACAUGUCUGUGGAGUGCUCAGCCACUUGCACGUUAAUUUCACUAGCAGGCUGUUCCAUUGAUCGGAUCGACUGGAACCCUCGACGUCGUAAGCGACGGAGUGCCAACAAUAACUUUGGUCCACCAAGCUGUCUAAAACUAUAUGCAUCCGAACUAUAAUAAACUACCUGUGAACUUACCAAACACUCUUCAACACAUAUCACCAACGAUGCAUUUUUGUUCUUCACAGUAUUCCUUCGAACUUUAAUUGACUUGAACAUUUUACAUUAUUUACAUUUGACGGAUAUUUCUCUUCAUCAUGUUUGUUGUUAACACAACGUUUCGGCUGAUAUACCCUCCAGCCUUCGUCAGGUGUCUUGGGGAAAUUUCGAACCUGGGUUCUCAUUCCUAACGAUGUUACUAUUAUUAUUAUAAUUAAUCAGGUCGCUGCCGUGAAUCGAACUCGGAACCUUGGGGUUAGUAGCCCGCGCUCUUAACCACUACGCCAUUGUUAGGAAUGAGAACCCAGGUUCGAUAUUUCCCCAAGACACCUGACGAAGGCUGGAGGGUAUAUCAGCCGAAAUGUUGUGUUAACAACAAACAAGAUGAGGAGAAAUAUCCGUCAAAUGUAAAUAAUGUAAAUAAUGUAAAUAAUUCCUCAUCUCUUAAAUAUAGAACUGUAUUGAACAUUUUACUUAUCUCUUUGUGUUCAUGUUCUGUUUACCCUUACCAUACUCUGCUUUCUCAUUUUAGUUUCUCAUUCUUUGUUGCAUUGCAUUCUUCUGCUUGUAUUCCAUGUUCUUACCUGCAUUCUGCACUGCAUAUUUGCAUACGCCAUUUCGUUACCUCUUUUUGACUUUUUCAAGUCUAGCAGGAAGCUAUGUAUCAUAGCGACAUAACUGAGGUGUAAUAACGUGUGACCAGAGGCGCUACAGUCGUCCUGCACAGCAGACAAACAUAUCGAUGUAGCUAGCCUCGCUUUGAUACAGUAGCCUCGUUCUGAGCUACACUGCAGAAACGAUCUCAGUUACUGCCAGGCCUUGGUCAAAGACACACGUCUCCACUGCAGCUUCACACAUGUUACAUGUCUAUUCACCUUGACAUAAGAUAUUUUGUAAAUGAAGAUAUUUUGUUAUCACACACACAUUCUCAAAAUGACUGUUCUCAUCACACACAUGCAUAGAUACUGUAAUACAAAUAUUAUAUGUUACUUCUUUCAGUGCAAAAGCAAAAAUCAAAACUUUCUUUGUAUGUAAGCACACAUGUUUUUGUAUCAAACUACAUGCUUCCACCACAAAAGGUGAGCACAGAAUAAACAUUAUAUUUAUACACGAAA